Messenger RNA from Rana temporaria (common frog), 2352 nucleotides. RefSeq names its product regulator of chromosome condensation 1 (gene RCC1). Lineage: Eukaryota; Metazoa; Chordata; Amphibia; Anura; Ranidae. Gene Ontology annotation, molecular function: guanyl-nucleotide exchange factor activity. Bases 149 to 1414 code for a protein of 421 amino acids. The transcript has 10 exons. The record is from RefSeq and is a predicted model, not a curated record. Gene Ontology annotation, cellular component: cytoplasm.
GUCAGAGCGGAGGUUGUCGCAGUAGUUCUACGUCACCAGGGCGCCGCACGUGUUGAACAGCUGCUUAAAGGUGUCGCGCGCGGAGGAAAGGUGAAGGAAGCUGGUGAGGAGUACGCGUUUGGAGAAAUAUUGUCUGCAACAGACUGCAAUGCGUGGAAAGAAACCUUUGAAGAGGAGCGUUCCUGCUGAAGAAAGCAAUGGUACUCUUGAGGUUAAAAAAUCUAAAUUGGUCAUUCAUGGCUCCUACAACACUGUUGGUGGUUUGGUGCUCGCCCUUGGACAAGGUGAUGUGGGUCAGUUGGGCCUUGGAGAAGAUGUAAUGGAACGAAAGAGGCCAGCACUUGUACCGCUUGAAGAACCAAUAGUACAGGCCGAGGCUGGAGGAAUGCACACCGUUUGUCUUUCAGUAUCUGGCAGUAUUUAUACCUUUGGCUGUAAUGAUGAAGGAGCGCUAGGUCGGGACACGUCAGAGGAGGGCUCAGAAACAGAACCUGGAAAAGUCCAGCUGGCAGAAAAAGUCGUACAGGUGUCUGCAGGGGAUAGUCAUACUGCUGCCUUGACGGAAGAUGGAAAGGUGUUCAUCUUUGGAUCAUUCAGGGACAACAAUGGUGUUAUUGGAUUACUGGAGCCUAUGAAGAAGAGUAUGGUUCCAGUGCAGGUCCAAGUAGAUGCUCCUGUAGUGAAAAUAGCAUCAGGAAAUGACCACCUUGUGAUGCUUACCACCGAUGGUGAUCUGUAUACAUCAGGAUGUGGCGAACAGGGACAGCUGGGUCGAGUACCAGAGCUAUUUACUAACCGUGGAGGACGCAAGGGCCUAGAGAGGCUGCUUGUUCCUCAGAGCAUCCGCCUUAAGGUGAAAGGUUGUGGACGUGUUGCAUUCCGAGAUGUUUUCUGUGGCGCUUAUUUCACAUUUGCUGUGUCACAAGAAGGUCAUGUUUAUGGAUUUGGCCUCUCUAACUACCAUCAACUGGGUACCAAAACUACUAGCUCAUGCUUUGCACCCAAAAACUUGACCGCUUUUAAAAACUCAACAAAGUCCUGGGUAGGAUUUUCUGGUGGACAGCAUCAUACUGUGUGUCUUGACUCUGAAGGAAAUGCAUACAGUUUGGGGCGUGCCGAGUAUGGACGACUUGGCCUUGGAGAGAACUCUGAAGAGAAAAGUGAACCAACACUGAUACCUGGUCUCCCUAAAAUUGCUUCUGUAGCAUGUGGAGCUUCUGUCAGUUAUGCUGUAUCUCGCAAUGGCCGUGUUUUCUCCUGGGGUAUGGGAACUAACCAGCAACUUGGUACAGGGGAUGAGGAUGAUGUUUGCAGUCCUUAUGAGAUGACAGGAAAGCAGCUUGAGAACCGAGACGUGUUAUCUGUGUCCAGUGGCGGUCAACACACUGUCCUAUUGGUGAAGGAUCGCAGCUGACGCUCUCAGGGAUUGGCAAUUGGCUAAAUGGAGACCUCUAAGCCUCUUGUUCUUCAACCCGGCCACCUAUGGACUUUUUAAUUAACCUUAAAUUCGCAAAAUCCUCUUUGUGAGAGGCUGCCUUAUCUGACAUCGGCUUCUACUAUGUCUGGGCUUGUCCACGUGGGAGGUUUUUUUUUCACACUUCAGAAACACCAGUUUUCAUAUGUUCCUCAGACUUCAGAGAGAAUUCACCUUGAAUGUAUGCAAUUUUUUUUUUUUUUUUUUUUUUAAAUCAUUAAAAAAAAUAUAUAUUCUUUUAAUUCUCUUUUUUUGCAUGGGAAAAAUGUCUGCAUCUGUUUCCAUAUUUCUGCAAAUUGUAAAGCACUGUAACCACUUUUUUUUUAUGAAAGUUUUUAUGAAAACUUGUUGGGUGUGACAAAACGUUCAUGUGGAUAUAGCCAUACGGGCAUACUUUGUACAGCUUUGUAAGGGGUAGUGAUAUGCACUGUUCUUUAUCCCAAAGCUGCCGGUCAGAUUGGUUCCUUUGGGUUACUGUAGUUUCCAUACAGCUCCCCUUAACCCAUUAAGUGUGACUUUAUUCUUAUGUGAUCCCGGCAUUGAUACAGUCAUCUAUUUGCCCUGUCUCCAUUUUUAGUUUUUUUUUUUUUUUUUUUUCAUGCAUUUUUAACAUUCUGUUUACCAUGGCUCAUCCUUUUGUCUUACUACUCAUUAAAUCACGUUGGGAGAGGAAAAUGUCUGCCCUGCUCCUAGGUCUCUGGGUUUUGUUGACCAUGCUAAAUAGCUUUAUUUUUUUAAUACUCAGUGAUUGUCAAAGGCAUGGGUGUGUAAUACUGUAGAUUAUUUUCCAUUACUCUUUAAAAGUAUGAUUCAUUUGCUUGACAGAGAUGAACAAAAUUUUUAAUAAAAUUAUCUUUGGAAUAAAUCUUUUUCAUAAA